Molecule: messenger RNA, 1798 nt
Organism: Spodoptera litura
Lineage: Eukaryota; Metazoa; Arthropoda; Insecta; Lepidoptera; Noctuidae
Gene: Cpr67B
Product: Cuticular protein 67B
Cellular component (GO): chitin-based extracellular matrix
Molecular function (GO): structural constituent of chitin-based larval cuticle
Source: RefSeq, a predicted model, not a curated record
UCUGACGGUUGUAUAUUAGUAUAUUUGAAUAGUGUGAGCGCCAAGUUUAUUGUGAACGUUGAACCAAAGAAAAUGCUACGCUUUACGAUAUUAGCCGCAGUGGUGGUGUUCGCCUCAGGCGCGCCCCAGUCCAACUUCAUCUUCAAGAAUGACAUCACUCCUGAGGAAGCACAGCAGUACCUGAAACAACUGCCGUUCACCUCACCCCAGCUCGCUGGACGCACCGCUGUACUGCCCCUGGUUCGUUACGAUGACCCUAGGUUUCGUUCAGCUGAAGCUGGCCCAACCCUUGGACAUUACUGGAAGAAUGGAGAGGAGAUCAAGAAUACAGAAGACUACUUAGAAGAGGUCUACGACGCAGCCCAGUACCACGGCCAGGACGGUCUAGGUAAUUACGCCUACGGAUACGAGACCCCUGAAUCCUCGAAGGUUGAGAACCGUGAAGGUUCUGGAGUUGUCCAAGGAUCCUACGUGUACCAAGUCCCCGGAAUGAAGGAUCUCGUCAAGGUCCGUUACUGGGCUGACAGCCAAGGUUUCCACCAGGAAGACAACCUUCCCAAGGUCGAGCUGAAACCCGCUGAAGAGACCCCAGCUCUUAGGGAAGCCCGUCUUGCUUUCGAAAAGGCAUGGAAGGAGGCAGCUGAAGCCAACUCCCACCAACCCACCGUCCAGCCCGCCAUCAACGUGAACCAAUACGGUAACUACCAGGCUCAAGCCUCCGAACCUGACGCGGUUGUGGUCGCCGCCCCCGAGGCCAACCAAGCUCGUGAUGGCAAAGCUCUAGCGUAUGCCCAAGCACAAACCUACCAACAGGGCAAACAAUACGCACAACAGAAAUACGGACAGCAGGAACAGCAAGUCGGCCCUGAUGGCAAAUACGAAGAACCUGAACCUACUGGUCCCCCUCACGGUUUCUUCUACAGCUUCACCUACCCCGUGUCCAUCAUCGUCCCCAAGAAGGACUUGGAGGCCUCCAACUAUCCAGUUGACCACGACACCGUUGGAGUCGGCCACCAAUAAAUAGCUGAACCUUGACAUUUUUGAAUAAUUCAAGUUAUGAUGAUGUCUAGUUAUUAGUUAACCCGUAGAAAGUUUCGACACUAUUUAUUGUCAUCAAAUGCUGAAUUUUUAAUACUAAAAAGUCAAAAGUACCUGCUUCGACUUUAUAUCACCGUUUUAAUUCAUCGUUCAUUUGAAACUAUAAGUAGUCGUAAACUUUCUAGGCGUUCGAUAGUUCUUUGGUUUCGCUCAUUGAUAGUUCAGUAGGUUGGAACCAAAAUGGUCAUCAUGAUAUUAGUUUUAUGAGUCCCUUAGUUAGCCGAUAGUCUAAUGAGGUAGUUUGUAUGACACUAGUAACCUAAUUACGAGCGUACUAAAUGUUUUGUCAUUAGAUUAUCGACCUGUACUACAUACGUUGCCAUUUUAGGAGCGAAAUAAUCGCUUCGCCUUUUAUAUCCUAAGUAGCAAAAUUGAAAGUGGAAUUUUGAUUUAAAUCUAUUUGUCUUUUAUGUUAUAUGUUUUUUAUUCUUUUUGCUACUUUGGAUUGAUUGUAUCUUCAAAAGUAUGAUUGGAGUUUGAUAGUGUAACCUGUUUAAAGUUAUUAACAGAAUUAAAAGUUAGUUUUUAGAAUCUCACUUCCACCUGGUUAGACUCUUGAACUCAAUCAUGCUAAAAGUUAAGUUUUGUUACCAUACGCCUAGCUGUAUUGUAAAAUAUAUGUAUUUUAUUUAAGGCCUCAGUUAAUUGUAGCAAUCUGUAAUUUUAUUAUUUUCUAUAAUAAUAAAGCAUUUUGCAUAAA